This is a messenger RNA of Lineus longissimus, 6021 nucleotides long. RefSeq names its product adhesion G protein-coupled receptor L2-like. Gene Ontology annotation, cellular component: plasma membrane. The transcript has 24 exons. NCBI's taxonomy places the organism in Eukaryota, Metazoa, Nemertea, Pilidiophora, Heteronemertea, Lineidae. Bases 150 to 3950 code for a protein of 1266 amino acids. Gene Ontology annotation, biological process: adenylate cyclase-activating G protein-coupled receptor signaling pathway; cell surface receptor signaling pathway. The record is from RefSeq and is a predicted model, not a curated record. Gene Ontology annotation, molecular function: G protein-coupled receptor activity; carbohydrate binding.
UUGCAAAAAACUUUCACUGGUCAUGCAGUUUUGUUUUGUCAUGUAAGUUUCUCGCAUUUAACUGCCAGAGGAUAGAAAAUGAUCGUCCAAGGAAAAAAUCCUCAGGAAUUGUGUGUUUCUGACUGUGCUCAAAGUGUCUGAGGAUCUCAAUGAAGCCUCCCCUCCGAACCAGAAUGGAUUUAUUCAUCUGUAAAAAGCUAUUUGUGUAUAUUCUGUGGAUUACCAAUGUGUUUGUGUUGAUAUCUGGAGCUGCAAAUCAAAAAGUACCAAUAGAGAGAAAUGCGCUCGCCUGUGAAGGGGGCACGAUGCCAUUGCGAUGCCCAGCCAACAUGAGGAUACACAUCAAGUGGGCGAAUUAUGGUCGCUAUAGUCUGUCUGUCUGUAAUCAGCAUCGUGUGACGGGAAAGUGGAGUACUCGAUGCAUGUCUGUCCGUUCUCUAAGCAUCGUCUCAGAAAGGUGCCAUGACCGACAAUCGUGUGUUCUUCAAGUUCAGAAUAAUGUGUUUGGCGACCCGUGCCCAGAUACGGUGAAAUAUUUGGAGGUUCGCUACUCAUGCAAACCAGGAGACGAGGAGGAGAUGGAACCAACAACAGGAACCCCAAUCAAAACGCCAGCAGACCUCGUCACCAACACCUCAGCAGAGGAGCCAACAACUGCAGCACCUGUAACACCCCCUACAACAACAACAACGACCAGAAGGUCAACUACGCCCAGACCAGCUACCACAAGGCGGCCAACACGACCAGCUUCAGUUGUUGUUACAGGAAGUCCUGCAGUAAAAUGUGAGGCUCGAGUUGAGAGGGAGAUCAAUUGGCCAGAGACAAGACCUGGUUACGUUGUGCGCUCAUGUCCUAACGGCAUGACUGGUCAAGCUCGAUGGCAGUGUGGCUUGGAUGGCUGGAUUGGCAGCCCUGACCUCAGUCUUUGUCAGAGUAAAGUCAGCGUGAAUCUUAAAGAGUUGAACGAGGAGGGAGAAAAGUCUGAGAUCGUUGCCAAGGAGCUUGAAGAGGUGACGAAAACACAGCCGAUGUAUGGUGGUGACCUUGUGGCUAUGACCAAGGUCAUGCAUGAUGUGGUGAAGAACCUGAAGGAAGACCUCAAGGACACGACACCAACAGAGAAGCUGGAGAUAGCAAAUGAUGUCAAUUCUGCAUUAGUGAAGAGCACUAGUAACAUACUGUCAGAGAAACAGUCCAGUUCAUGGAAAGAUUUGCCAAAGACGAAGCAGACCAAGGUGGCGACCACGUUGGUCGAUAGUAUUGAGGAGAGCGGUUUCGAACUGGCAGAAACUAUGGACAAGUCAACCAAGGUGACAUGUUCCAGUGAGAAUGUGUUGAUGAAGGUUGAGAGAGUUGAUAGCAGGUCGGUGACGCAAGACAUGGUGUUUCCCGAGGAGGUGGAUCAUGAAUUGCCCACACCGGAAUCCAAACUGAUGGAGGAUAAGAUCACUCUUCCUGCCAGUGCUCUACAGGCUGAGGCUCAAAUGACUGGAAGAGUGACUGUUGUGUUCACCGUUUACGACAACAUUGCAAAAUACAUGAAGACCAAUGAGACGAAGAACUCCACCAACACGACUGUCAUCGUCAACUCGAACAUCAUCUCGGCGUCGAUCAACAGUGGAGCAUCCAUUAAGCUACGGGAGCCUGUUCUCUUCACGAUGAAGCAUACAACCACUGAGAAUGUGAUGAAUCCCGUGUGUGUCUUCUGGGAUUACAUCGAAAAGAACAUGGUUGGUGAGUGGUCUCCCCAAGGUUGCAGCCUACGCAGCUCCAACGUGACCCAUACCGAAUGUCAGUGCGACCAUCUCACUAACUUCGCUGUACUUAUGGAUGUGGUUGGAACCAAGUUGGACCCUGGUCACGAGAUGUCGCUCCAGAUCAUCACGUAUGCAGGAUGUGUUGUGUCUAUCGUCUGCCUCUUCCUUGCCUUCCUCACAUUCCAGUGCUUCAGAAACCUUCAAAGUGACAGAAAUACCAUCCAUAAGAAUCUGUGCCUGAGUCUGCUGUUGGCUGAAGUGAUCUUCCUGGCUGGCAUCAUGCAGUACAGACAUGUGAUCCUGUGUUCAGUAAUAGCAGGCGUGCUUCAUUUCCUCUUCCUGGCUUCCUUUGCCUGGAUGUGCCUCGAAGGUGUGCAGCUCUACGUCAUGUUGAUCGAGGUGUUCGAGGCCGAGCGCUCACGCGUCAAGUGGUACUACCUGUCAGGGUAUGGCCUGCCUGCCGUCGUUGUUGCCAUUGCUGCUGGGGUGCACCACGAAGGAUACGGAACAGAGAGGCAUUGCUGGUUACGUACAGACACAUACUUCAUCUGGGCGUUUGUCGGCCCUGUUGCAGCUGUCAUUACUGUCAAUAUUGUGAUGUUGAGUAUCGCCAUCUACAUGAUGUGCCGCCACGCCAAGAUGGCGUCGUCACUCAAGUCAAAAGAGAAGUCUCGCCUACAGAAUGUUAAUAGCAGCAAAAAGUGUCUUGUCCAGCAAUCUAACGAGAGUAUUAACAAGCAAGAGUUACCUUUCACUGUUGGAUCGAGUUCACACGCGACAUCCAGUGGUGGGACAGACAGUAAACGUGUCAGUGUUCAAAUGUCCAACAACUCCAUCAACGUAAAGGAGACGCCAAAACGUUUAGCGUCGGACGCCUGUGAACGAAGUCUUAGCGUCUCAGAAGAGGACACUCGAAUUAAAAAGCGGCUAACCAAGACGGCGGCUUGGAUCAAAGGUGCUGUCAUCCUGGUGGUCCUACUGGGCCUGACCUGGUCCUUUGGCCUCCUCUACAUCAGUGAGGACUCGGUCGUGAUGGCGUACAUCUUCACCAUCUUGAAUACUCUGCAAGGACUCUUCAUCUUUGUCUUCCACUGUAUCAUGAAUGAUAAGGUUCAGAAGGAAUACAAGAAGUGUGUACGUCGUACAUCGUGGAUGCCGGAGUGCAUCCGUGUGGCCUACGGGGGCCAGCCUGUCGGAUACAACCCAGGAUCGUCUGGUAAUACACCAUCAAGGUCCAACUCAACUGCUGGCAAUUAUUUAACAAGAUUCCUAAGUGGGAGACGAAGGAAGAAGUCGUCCACGACGUCACUACCUAAAUCAAACACACCGGAGAAUGGCAAGUGUGAUGUUGUCAUCAAGAACCCCCAGGCUGAUGACUUCUCAAGCGUCUUCCACGAAACUGACGGCUCGGAGAAGUGUCAUCGUGUCCAUCCACAGGACAAUGCUGUCCGCAACGGUGACAUCCUGGGUGAUCUGUCCUUCAUAGACGCCUCCAUCGUCGACACGGAUUUUGUGUCUGAGUAUUGCCAGAACAACAUGAUGGUGGCCAAUGAUGGCAUCAACACUUAUAACAAGACCAAGAUUCCACUUAACGUCAAGAACCGUUUCUCUGGAUUUUCUGAUCCUGGGGAAAUAACGGAAUCGGAAUACAGUGAUACCGAACUGUUCAAAAUGACGGACUAUGAUUCAAAACCACGGAAUUUCAUUGAUCGCAAGCCGAGUACGAUAAAGGAGGAAUUGGAACAGGAUGGUUACGAGGUACCGAGUCACCUGAGGACGCCGUCGCAGCGGAAUCUGGUGGAAAAUCAGGCCCCUGCGGAGAAAAACAUUGUUGACAAAGUCCUGGGGCCCUUGGGCCUUCUACACAAGAAACACCCUCCAUCAUGCCAAAACCUGAGUAGCAUUACAGAGGACAGCAUCCUCGACGACUCUACGUUGUAUAAGAGUACACCAAACCUGCAAUAUAAUCCUCCCGCAGCACCCCCCAAGGAACCAGAGAAAAACAAACGAGACUCUUUCGGUCAGAGUAUGCCAAAUUUAGCAUACAUCAAUGAUGCUUAUGAGCAUGAUUCAAUGGUGCCGAGCGAUGCACAGAGACUCUUAGACAGGAACAGCAUGCUGCGGAGGUCUGAUUCAGAUCCUGGCCGCAAUCUCAACUGGCCAAAACGGGCAAGCAAUUGCAGUGACUGUUGAAUGUUGGACUCAAACCAUUGUGUUGUGUUGUUGUAAGUAUGCUAGAAUUGACUGGUUCAAUAUGAACUCUAGCUGAGGAAGAGGUUUGAUGCAUUUCUACUUGAUUGAGCUUUCCCCUGCAUGUGGUCUUGAUUCAUGUAUCAACUCAGUCAGGUGAUCUGAGGUAAGGCUGGAUAUGAAAAUUGUGGGGACAGGGAGGUUGUACUAUGUGACAAUGAUAUAGUGCCUGGCCUAGCCCUGCUGGCUUGGGGUUUUGAGGAGAUUUGGUUAGAAUUGAAAUACUAGUCUGUAUACUUGUCAGGAAGAACACUUUAUUGUGUCUUCUUUGCGACUGUCAUGAGACCAGGCAGUCCCAAGCUGCCAGCCCCGGGCUCUGAAGUCAGACUAUGCAAGGACUUCCCAGUUGAGCUCUGUGGUUGGUAGCUAUGGUUGUGCCAUAGACUGUUCUAUAGAGAAAUCAGAAAGUUGUCUCAGUUUGAUAAUUAUGUUUGUUUGUAUGUGUAUGUAAAUGAUAUAUCUGAUGCCAUAUUUUGUACUGACCAAUUUUGUUAUAAAGAUACCAUGUUGAAUAUUUUGUGAUGUAUGCCUCAAGUGAAUUUCUGUUGAACAUUGCUAUUAAAGUAACUGUGCUAAUAUAGAUUCUAGUAUGCUACUCAAAGAUUCAAAGCUUGACCAUAACAAAUUUAGUGCAGCAGGGCUUUAUAGUAGUUAUAAGCAAAAAGAAGCUGGCUUGUCAAUUGAUUUGAUUAUGUCAGGCCAGUUUAACAAUGUAUUAUCAUUAAGAAGUCCACACAAAAGUUUAUGUGUCAAAAAACUUUUCAUAUUCAAGUGUCAUUGAAAAGAUUUCUAGUCUGUUAUGUUACACUUCAGUUUUGUAUAUGCUUAGAUGGACUUCGGUUGAGCUCAAGUUGUACAUGUUGCAGAAGAGUGAUGGAUUUUCAGUGAGAUUCCAUUAUAUCACUUGUCAAGUGAGUGAUUAGUUCUUGUAAACAGCUUGAGGUGAGCUGUAGUAGACAUCGGCCAGUGUCGCUUUCUUGUGUUCACAAUACAAUUGUGUAGCUUUAGGGUUUCAUGAGAUAUUUAAAGAAAUUGUUUGUUUUGAUGAUUUUACCUUUUAGCUGUGUAUAUUUCAGUGUUAACAUUUCAUGAAAUUUGGGCUUAGCCUGAGUGAUAGGGACAUCCUGAUUGAGAUGAGGAUUACACUCUUCUGGCAAAGGUACGAUCCGCUCAGUGUCGGUUUGGUGCUUCUGAGGAUGUUACUCUCGUGUCCUCUGCCACGAUCUGUGCACUAGAAAACAGAUGCUCUGUUACAUUUGUAAGAUAUUUUUAUACAUUUUGAUGUUGUGUUUUUUGAUUUCGAAUAUGUGUUGGUAUCCGGUCAGCUUGUCCUCCAGGAGGAAGCUGGAAGACACUUGGCUUAUAUUUUUAACAUCCUGGUACCUGGGCAAUCAUGUCAUGAGAUAAAGACAAUGUUCGGCAUAUUGCCUGCGAUACUUUUUACACAGUUUGGGAAUUUUUGACAAUCUUUUUCGCUGAAGUGUACUUAAUGUUAAGUGUCCUCAUGAAAUUGAUGUCCAUUUUCUUAUUGCUUUUGUGUGAGCAGAUUAUAUCGCUACGUAAAGCUCAUUUUAACAAACAAUUUAGUCCUUGUACAUUUCCAGGGUCCAAUACAUCGACUUUGACAACAUGUUUGAGGAUGUCAACUUGUUUCUUUAGGUAUAAUCUUGUAUCUCAACUUUGUAAAGUUUUUGAUGGGAACAAGGGUCCAAGAUGCAGACAGAAUGCUAAAAUAAAUGAACAUGUAUAGUACGAGUCUGGCUUUUGGGAAUAGUCCCAGGUUUUCAAUGACAAAUGCUGUACGACUCCAACAGUUGGUUUGUGAAGACAGAAUGACCAUGUUAGUUGGCUGGCAUGGAAUCCUGCGACACAUCUGCUGAUUGUACCACAAGAGUCAAUACUACUCUUCAGAGCGCUAUAUUUGUAUGAUGAUGUUCACACGAUCUACAUUGUUUAUGUACAUUAUUCAAAUUCAUAUUCGUAUAAAAAUUUUGAAUAAAAUAUUUGUAUCAAA